Molecule: messenger RNA, 1370 nt
Organism: Eublepharis macularius
Lineage: Eukaryota; Metazoa; Chordata; Lepidosauria; Squamata; Eublepharidae
Gene: GPX7
Product: glutathione peroxidase 7
Exons: 3
Coding region: 12-644 (210 amino acids)
Biological process (GO): response to oxidative stress
Molecular function (GO): glutathione peroxidase activity
Source: RefSeq, a predicted model, not a curated record
UUCUGUGCAGCAUGUUAGACCCUGAGGGCAGUGCGGAGCGCAAAGUUAAUUCUUCGUUCCCCAAAGUUUUCCUCGUCCUUGUAGCUAUGCUCAUCGUUUUAGCAGUGUGGCUCUUGCUAGCUUUUUCUGCCUCAGAGCAGAAAGAGAGUAAUUUUUACUCUUUUAAAGUGGUGAAUAUCAGAGGCAAGCUGGUCUCUCUGGAGAAAUACAGAGGCUCGGUGUCCUUAGUUGUCAAUGUUGCAAGUGAGUGCGGCUAUACUGACAGCCAUUACAAAGCCCUACAGCAGCUACAGCGAGAACUGGGCCCAUAUCAUUUUAAUGUGCUCGCGUUCCCAUGUAAUCAGUUUGGGCAGCAAGAACCAGAUAGCAACAAAGAAAUUGAGAGUUUUGCUCGAAAAACAUAUGAAGUCUCCUUCCCUAUGUUCAGCAAGAUUGCAGUGACAGGCACCGGUGCAAAUGCAGCCUUCAAAUAUUUAGUUGAAUCCACUGGUAAGGAGCCAACCUGGAACUUCUGGAAGUACUUGGUAGAUCCCACUGGGAAAGUAGUGAAGGCUUGGGAUUCUACUGUCACUGUUGAAGAAAUAAAACCUUAUGUCACUGAGCUUGUCAGGGAUAUCAUCCUGAAGAAAAAAGAUGAACUGUAAUUUUUAAAAAAACUCUGUCAUUUUUGUACCUUUAAGUAUCAUUUGUACAAUUCUUUUAGCUAUUCACAUUCCUGAGAGAAAAUGUAGUGAAGAGAGAGCUUCUGCAACAUUGGCUAGUCCUCAUCACUAACUAAAGGUAUUUUGUUUUGUACUCAAUCCAUUAUUUUGUCUUGUCCCUUUCAUAGAGUUUUAAUGAGGUGUUUUGACCAGAUUAUAUUGCCUACCUCCUUUCCAUAAAAAGCUUUAGUUGUCCAUUUUCAUAUAUUAAGCCUUUAUUAAAAGGACAGUGCAUUUUUCUCUAGAUCUUUUGGUAACUCUACUAAUGAAACUGACAGGCUUGUGCUUUUUAAAAUUGUGCAGAGGUGAGGGGGAGCCAUCUCAUCAGCACUGCAGGGAGCAGUAAUAUUAAAAGCAUUGUGUGAAAUUGACAUAACUUCCCCACACAUGGGAAGAUAGCUUUUUCAGAGAAUCUGCUGAGAAUCCACUAAAACUAACAUCACUUUUGAGUUUCACCAGUCUUCUAUGAGUUACAGCGAAAAACAAAUGGCGCUGGGUCUGGAAAGGGCUACCUUUCAUUUCCCUUUUCAUGAGGACUAGGUAAUACACAAUGUCCACUGAACAAGGCUAAUGCUUGUGUAGUGCUGGUAAAAGAAAUAAAAUCACUUGUUAUUUCUGUUUGGAAGAAUUAAUGACUUUGUUCUAUAAUAAACAUAUUACUGCAAUGAA